This is a messenger RNA of Colletotrichum lupini, 267 nucleotides long. RefSeq lists its product as uncharacterized. NCBI's taxonomy places the organism in Eukaryota, Fungi, Ascomycota, Sordariomycetes, Glomerellales, Glomerellaceae. The transcript has 2 exons. The record is from RefSeq and is a predicted model, not a curated record. Bases 1 to 267 code for a protein of 88 amino acids.
AUGCCGUCUGGAGUCCUUGGAGAUCUGUGCGGAUGUCCACAACGUGGUGGUAAUGGGAAGAGGAAUUGGGGGGACCUCAUAGGCGAGCGGGGGAGAUGGAGAUGUUUCGUUUCAGUCCCAAUUUUUGAUGGUUCCGAGUCCGCACAACGACCGUCGUUCGCUGGCGUCUGGCUCGCCCCUGAAAUCGCAACUACGAGGACGAGCACGAACUAUCUGGAUCGUAUGCACCGCGUCGGAUUUGUCGAGGAGGGCGACACGAGAUUAUAG